Molecule: messenger RNA, 1068 nt
Organism: Colletotrichum graminicola M1.001
Lineage: Eukaryota; Fungi; Ascomycota; Sordariomycetes; Glomerellales; Glomerellaceae
Product: heterokaryon incompatibility protein
Exons: 1
Coding region: 1-1068 (355 amino acids)
Source: RefSeq, a predicted model, not a curated record
AUGCCGACACAACAGGCAAAAGUGGAAGACGGGAAAAGAGAUGUCCGUCGCCCCCAAGUGAUGCCCUCGACGCCCCGUCUAGAACCCUUAUGCAAGCGCUGCUCCACGAUUCCCCUCACUCCCGACGCGCAAAAAGCAGGGAUUGACGACGUGAAAUUCAAGAGCAGAGGCGGAGGAUGGCUACUUGGGCCCGGUACGAGAGUUCAGAACAGGAAAUGCCCUUUUUGCAAACUCGUCACUCGUGCGUUCAGCAUUCUGUACCAAACAGACGUAGCGAAGGAGGAGAAGGCGCUCUCGAUGAGAGAAGCCGUGGAGGUUAUGGAAUUCAGGAGAAGGGGCCCAGGAGGUCGCAGAGGGUUUACCAUUGACGGAGCAACAUUGCAGAACUGGAUCUGUCAAGUCCCAUUUUCGGCCGAAGACACUGCUCCCUAUGCAUACCUCAAACCUGUGAUCGAAAGCGUCUUUGAUGUCGACCGUCUCUCGAAAUGGAUGUCAGUUUGUUCGGCUUCUCAUGGAGAAAAUUGCUCCGUCAUCGCACAGGACUUCUCCACAGCUUUUCCUGGACUACAUGUUUUGCGACUUAUCGAUGUCCAGGAAGAAUUUCUCGUGGAGCUGCGGACAAUUCCACAGUACGUCGCCCUCAGUUACGUAUGGGGCGAAGUGCCCAGCGUCCGGCUUUCGGCGGCCAAUAAAUCUCAGUUGCUGCGACGUGGAGGCCUCAAAGCGGCGUGGAGUGCUUUGCCAAGAACCAUUACGGACGCGUUCGAGUUGGUCCGGAAGCUCGGAGCGCGAUACCUUUGGAUCGACGCCUUGUGCCUGUUGCAGAACGAUCCGACGGACCUAGACCGCGGUGUCAACGUCAUGGACCAGAUAUAUGAGUUGUCGUGGUUGACUAUCGUGGCCGCCUGCGGACAUAAUGCCGACGCUGGCUUGCCGGGCAUCGGGGAAGGAAGCCGGGCUGAGAUACAUACGGCAUUUCCAAUCGUGGAAGACGUAUCUAUGGGGAUAUAUGUUCCUCUCGAUAGACUUUUGAAGUGUUCGGUCUACUCCACAAGAGCUUGGACGUAA